ACCCGAUGGGUGCCCGGACGCGGAAGAACUGGCCCCGCGGAGGUUCCCGCUUCUGAAGCGUGGGAGGCGGAAGAGACUGCAGCCCCCGCCCCCGUCCCCAAGCCUCCGCCCCUUAGCCCCCGCCCCCAGCUGCCAGUCCCCAGCAGCUCAGUCCUGCAGUGAGAGUCUUGGGAGUCCAUAGCUAAGCACCAGGAGCUGAGCACUGCCCGCUGUGCCUGCCUGCAAGUCUGACAUGGCUCAGGAGAAAAUGGAGCUGGACCUUGAGCCUGACACAUCUUAUGGGGGAACCCUGAGGAGAUCCAGCAGCGCUCCCCUAAUCCAUGGGCUCAGUGACCUUUCACAGGUUUUCCAACCUUACACACUUAGAACUCGGAGGAAUAGUACAACAAUUAUGAGCCGUCACAGCCUGGUAAGUAUAGAAUUGCUGUCAUCCUCACCUAAUCGUAUUCCUAGUAGCAGACUGCAUCAGAUCAAAAGGGAAGAAGGCCUGGAUAUGGUGAACAGAGAAACUGCACAUGAAAGGGAAAUGCAAACGGCAAUGCAGAUAAGCCAAUCAUGGGAUGAGAGCUUGAGCCUGAGUGAUAGUGAUUUUGACAAGCCGGAGAAAUUAUAUUCUCCUAAGAGAAUUGACUUCACUCCAGUUUCUCCAGCACCUUCACCCACCAGGGGAUUCGGAAAGAUGUUCGUGAGCAGCAGUGGAUUGCCACCAAGUCCAGUUCCCAGUCCAAGACGAUUUUCAAGCAGGAGAAGUCAGAGUCCAGUCAAGUGCAUUAGACCCAGUGUUCUUGGUCCUCUUAAAAGAAAAGGUGAAAUGGAGACAGAAAGUCAGCCCAAGAGACUCUUCCAAGGCACUACCAAUAUGUUAUCUCCAGAUGCCGCGCAACUGUCUGAUCUCAGUUCAUGUUCAGAUAUUUUGGAUGGCAGUAGUAGCAGCAGUGGCUUAUCCUCAGACCCGCUGGCUAAAGGCAGCGCUACCGCAGAGUCUCCAGUAGCAUGCUCCAAUUCAUGCUCUUCGUUCAUCUUGAUGGAUGAUCUCUCACCCAAGUGGUGUUAUCAAGGAGAAGAAAUUCCUGCCUUGACCAGAUGUGUGGAGCAUCUACAAAUGAAUGAAUAGUUAUUUACACACAAACCACUGUGUACAAAAGCGUCCAUGGAGCUGUCAGUGUCUCGAGUGGUAUUAUGAGGCCUCAGGUGCCUUGGGGUACAUUGUCAUGCUAUAAGGGAUGUAUAUCAUAAGGUAUGGUGGAAGAGGGGCCUUAUGUGUAUGAUUGCCACAUACUGUUUCUGUUGCUGCUUUUUUUCCGAUUCCUUUUUGUCAUUGGAUUUGUUUGUUUUGUCAUGUGGUGAAUGGUGUUUUAGUUAUUGUGUUGCUGCCAGAAUCAGAAUCCAGUUCUUGUUCAUACUGCCUUGUAGUGAGGGCAGUUUAAUAUCUACAAAGAAGCUUUUAGAAGCUGAAAAAGUCAAUGUGAUUGUGCAUUCUGCUUUUAAGAAGCUGUUUCAGCUAUGAACUGUGUAUGUGCUAUAAGUGUGAGGUACCAUAAGUUAUUUAAUUUUUAAAAGAGGAAACUCCUGAGUGAGCUGUUUAAGAAAUCUGAGUGUAAUCUAUUGUUAUGUUAUUUAUAACUAGGUGAAAUGUCUGUCGUGAUAGAUUUCUUUUAACGUUCAGAUACUGUGGUUGGGUUGUCUAUAUUUAAUAUGCAGAUUUGCCUGCUGGAAUCAUAAUUCAUUUUUAAGUGAAUGUAAGAAAUGAAAACUACUGCAUUUGUGUCUUUUGAAGGCAAGGAUCCUUGGAUUUUAAAGGAAGAGUAUGUGCUUUGAAGGCACUCAGAGACUAGUAAUAGCAUAUGGCUUGAAGGGAAACCCAUUCUCUUUCAAUUACAAGAGAGCAUCACUUAGCGUGCAGUACUUCUGUUACAGCAUCCGAUGUGUCCUUUAUUUUAAAUUGUAACCAUAACAGCCAUUAAUGGCUUUAUUUCUUGUAUUGCUCUCAUCUGGGAAAAGUCUCUACUUCUUCAAACGUAAUAUAAAUCUAUUAUGAAGCUUGUCCCCUAGUAUGCCAUUAUAAAGAAAAAAUUCUUCGAUGGUAUGCAGUGUAUCUAUUCUGUUUGUAAAAGAUCAUGUCAAAAUGUUCUGCCUCUAUAAUGAUAAUAGAUGGUUUUGUCUUUCAGGAGAUUUAUCCACCUACUGUCUUCUUUGCCUUAAAGGGACACUUGGCCAUCAUUUUUAGGCUCGAACUUAACACUGUUAAGAAAUAACUGAAAUAUGAUGGUAUUUACAUUAAUUUUUGAAAUUCAGUGGUGGGAUAGAAUUAGGUCAGGAAAUGGAAGUUGUUCCAAUGGUGUGAGAACUAGGAGACAAGAUGAUUCACUUUAUUAUUUAAACCAAGCUUCAUUUUUAGUUUUUGUUGUUUAAAUGGACUGGAAAGUUAAGUUUUUGCAGGGAUUGUUUUGAAAUAAAGAGAUAUGCUAACUCACAGAUGAACUUUGUUAAGACCCCUUUAUUUUUAUAUAAAGUCUAAUAUUUGAAAAGCGAUUGUUAUAAAGUAAAAUUCUCUCUUCCUAUUCUAAUAUAUAUCAUAUAUUUCAGGCUUCUAUUUGAAAACAGGUAUAAGAGAUGAUAUGAUAAAACCCUAUAGAUAAUGUUUUUUGCUUGAUUGACUUAUAUAAUCACUGUUUCAUGAUUACUGCUUUUGGAAUAAUAGGAAGUUUUGUGAAAUGCUGGCCUUGUGUAUAUCUUAGAAUGCAAAUUUAAUAAAGUGUGUAUACAUGCAUAAAA
Molecule: messenger RNA, 2775 nt
Organism: Pan troglodytes (chimpanzee)
Lineage: Eukaryota; Metazoa; Chordata; Mammalia; Primates; Hominidae
Gene: PABIR2
Product: PABIR family member 2
Exons: 12
Coding region: 233-1114 (293 amino acids)
Molecular function (GO): protein serine/threonine phosphatase inhibitor activity
Source: RefSeq, a predicted model, not a curated record